Messenger RNA from Exaiptasia diaphana, 2756 nucleotides. RefSeq names its product octopamine receptor-like. Gene Ontology annotation, biological process: G protein-coupled receptor signaling pathway, coupled to cyclic nucleotide second messenger; chemical synaptic transmission. The transcript has a single exon. NCBI's taxonomy places the organism in Eukaryota, Metazoa, Cnidaria, Anthozoa, Actiniaria, Aiptasiidae. Bases 997 to 2115 code for a protein of 372 amino acids. Gene Ontology annotation, cellular component: membrane; dendrite. The record is from RefSeq and is a predicted model, not a curated record. Gene Ontology annotation, molecular function: neurotransmitter receptor activity; G protein-coupled serotonin receptor activity.
UCUUGGAUAUGAUUCUGUUUUGUUAAUUUGAUGUUCAAUUUGGAAGAAAGCGUAUUGAGGAACAAACGACGAAAACAAAACAAAAUUAUUCAUACUUGAUCAGAUAAAUUAUCAUAAAGCUGUUUUUGUUUAUAAAUACAAGGAAGUUUGUACAAUGGUAAGUGUUUUUGACGUGUCUUAUCGUGUUUUGAUGAAGGAUCGUCCAACGCAGUCACUUARGUAAAAACUGAUCAAAAAACGAUAAUGGUGGUCUUGAUAUUACGAUAUCUAGUCAUCUAAAUGAAAGGAGAGAGGUCCUCCUCUAUUUUAGGUGUCUAGUUAUCAUGCAAAAGAUUUAGGCUUAAAAUGGAAUACUUAAACAUCGCUAUUCAUAAAAUCCCCGUGAAUCGACACUUGAUAUGCUUUGGAUUGAAACUCAGUGUUAUUAACAAAUCAAACAAAUCAAACGUUACGCUAAGAAACCUUUAAUAAGACAAGUCACUCUAGUAUAAUUGUCUGGUAAAAAAAGAGUUUGGAUUGACACAUACCAUAUUGGCAUUAUGAUCAUAAAUAGAUAUGCUUGAUUGCGACAAUUAAUACAUUCCGUAAUAAACGUGAUGUGACGAUUACACCUGAUAUACCUGCAGCCUCCGUCCAGGCGGCGUCGAACAUCAUAUAAACGGCUUGUUCUGCUUGCCAAUGGUCACAUUUUCUAACAGUUUUGAUUGGUGUAUUUUGACAGAGAUUGGUAUUUCAAAUAGUGCCGAAGUGACGAGCAAAAAGAACCGUUCUUUCUCUUCUACUGCAACAUCCGCAUCACAAACCAACAAAUACGAUUCCUGUUUGCAUUGAAAAUCAACAUCACUAAUUGGGAACAUAAAGACAGUUAAACCACAAAUUACUGGAAGAGAUUAUUAUUGCUGGUCGCCACACGUUAAAAAAAGAUCUGAUUAAAUCAAGCUGAAGAAAAUCUACRUAAGAUAUACCGGAUCGUACAGAAGAGCAUUCAAUUUAACAAUGUCGCUUGCUAAUCUUACCAACAACACAAUAUACGACCCUUGUGGUAUUCCAACUCUUCCGUCAUAUGCAGCACAAGUCGCGUUUUUGUUUGUUAUUUUGAUUGUCACUAUUAUUGGUAACUUUGUCGUUUUUAUGACCGUCAUAUUGACUCAUUCUCUUCGAGUUUUUACCAAUUUUCUUGUAGCGUCACUUGCCGUUAGUGAUCUUUUGGUUGGCUCCAUUUCUCUUCCGUUUCGUAUUCAUCAAACAAUCCAUAACACUAAAUGGUGUCUUAGCGUUGGUGCGUGUAGAUUCUGGAUUUGUGCUGAUUUAUUUUGCUGUUGUGCUUCCGUGGGAAAUCUUUCUUUGAUUUCAAUUGACAGAUUUCUGGCAACAAAAUAUCCCAUGAAUUACCAUGAAAUACUUUCUAAGAAAACACAAGUGAUCAUGAUAUCAAUAGUUUGGCUCUACGCUAUUAUUGUAGCAUCUGUGGGACUUAAAAGCUGGACAUUCCCUAACCUUCCUGCCGUACAGAUCAACGAUGCGUGUUUCAAAAACGACCCGUACUUCUAUACAUUCGCUGCUUGUGUAGGAUUCUUUUUACCUCUAACUGUCGUGUUAGUGGCGUACUCAUACGUAUUCAGAGUAUCUGUAAGUCAUUGGCGCGCGAUAAGACGUCUAACAGUUCCUUCUAUCGACCUUAAUCAGACUAGUCAACGACGAGCUUUAACCCGAGAAAUCAAAGCAGCCAAGACGUUGGCCGUCGUGGUUGGCGCGUUUGUUGUUUGUUGGGCACCUUUUUUCAUCAUUUUACUGGCAAGGUUUUGGUGCACAACGUGUUUUCAGAGUAACAAUAAUUCUACGUUGAGCGGAUUCUACACGUUUGUCAACAUAGCAUUCAUAUAUACCCUGCCCAAUAUUAACAGUACUCUAAACCCUUUUAUCUACGUUAUAUUUAGCAGAAAAUUAAGGCAAGCCUUUAUACGACUCUUUAAUGACAUCGUAAACAGAAUCCGUGGAAAUAAUGAUGAAAUUGCCUUAACUGGUAGAGGACAUGACAACAAUGGCUGUCCUACAAAUCAUGCAUCAGAGGCUACGAUUGAUGGCGUGCAAACCGUUGGUAUAUCUCCACUAUAAGAACAGAGUACAUAUAGUACAUGAAACAAUAAGAAUUUAGACUUUCAAGUCACCACUGAAAGUCAGUCUCCAUUUUAAUCGGUUUACUUUAGGGAACGUCGAAUCUCACAUGUGCUGAGUUAAAUUUCAAUGAAAAACAGAAGUAAUACAUAUGUGUAAAUGAUUUGCAUUUUCUUUCAUUGAAACCUUUGUUUCGCGAGGUAGUUUAAUAUAAAAACAGGUUCGUGGAUAAACUAAAAAAAGGAUCACCACAUGUUGUGAAAUUAAUUAUCAAGUUUGAAGCCAUUUUAUUUUCUGGAGAAUAAUUCGAUUGACUGACGGUCGGUGGACUAAAAGCUCUUUUAUUUUGCAACACAAAUUGAAUCAAGUAAGACGACGUGAGCUUUAGAAACAUUUCUUUGGCUGCCGACAGUUAUGUACACUAAUUAUUUAUCAGAGUUGGUCCGACAAAUUAGUAUUAGAAAUGGAAAUAUGGUUUUAUUUGGUAGAGUAGCGAAUGAUCUUUACCGCAGGAAGACUACCAGACUCUUACAUCCCUUCUUAAGGAUAAGAUUGACAUUGUUAGUUUGUGUCUAUUUUGCCUCACUAAAAAGAAAAGGCAGAACAAAAUCUCUUUUUUAUUAAAAACUAAUCAAGAUAUC